Molecule: messenger RNA, 840 nt
Organism: Orbilia oligospora ATCC 24927
Lineage: Eukaryota; Fungi; Ascomycota; Orbiliomycetes; Orbiliales; Orbiliaceae
Exons: 2
Coding region: 1-840 (279 amino acids)
Biological process (GO): response to oxidative stress
Cellular component (GO): nucleus
Source: RefSeq, a predicted model, not a curated record
AUGUCGUCAUCGCCUAACUCUCGGUCUUCGUCCCCGGCACCUUCGUUGGUGUCUUUUCUCUCCAAUUCUGUAAUCCGAACUUUGCAGCGGCUGUCUUCCGAGGUUACCGGUGAAGAUGAAUUCAAUAGCCACCGUCGGGAUGUUCAGAACAGCGAUAAAAAUCAUUCAUACCCCCGAUCAAAUGCGCCAAGAGCACCCCCGAGACAACCGUCUCCCUAUUUGCCUCCAGCCUUGUCGUCUCUUAUCCUCAUGUCGUCCUCUAGUAAUAGAUCGCUACUCACAGAGGCGAUAGCGGAAGAGAUAAGGCUUUUGAUACCGGCCCGGUUACAAUUACACGAGACAUGGACACUAAUGUACAGCCUCGAAGAACAUGGCGUAAGUCUAUCAACACUAUAUCAGAGGCUCGGAAAAGGUGCCUUUGUUUUUGUCGUUAGAGAUACUAGUGAUGGUAUUUUCGGUGCGUUCGCGAACGAGUCUAUACAACCAUCUGCAGGAAGAUACUAUGGAACUGGGGAAUGUUUUCUAUGGAAAGCCUCCACACUGUCGAGUAGUAGCGCCUCAUCUUUGUCCAUUUCGAACCAGUUUUCCAGUAGAACCUCCGAUAACAUACGCUUCAAAGCAUUUCCAUAUAGUGGAGUGAAUGAUUACAUGAUCCUUUGCGACCGAGAUUUCAUAUCUUUUGGUGGAGGAGAUGGUCACUAUGGUCUUUGGGUUGACGGUAAUUUGGAUUCUGGUGUUUCAUCCACCUGCCCAACCUUUGGAAACGAACCGCUAUCUGAAGAAGGGGACAAAUUCACCAUCUUGGGGGUUGAGGUCUGGCGGGUAGGCCCCCCAGGAUGA